AUGUCAAUAGAAGACGAAUUUGAAUUUUCUUAUAGUCAAAAUGAAGAGGAAAUAGAGGGAAUCGAGAAAGCUCAAAUCGGCAAGAUGAACGGGAAGAAUAAUCCGGCGAGAGCGUACAUCGCCUACCACAAGCUGGGCGCAGGCAUGGAGGCCCAAACACCGACGCCACAGCCCGAGUGCGAUUGUGGCGUACACCCCUCGGUGUUCUACCUGCUCGCGACCCUACUGCUUACGAGUUGUUCGACGGCGAUGCUCUGCGCGGCCAUGAUGACCGACCACUGGGAGCACGUGACGUGGGAGCGCGCCGCCCUCGCCGCCCUCGCCAACGCCUCGGACACCGCGCUGCACUGGCUGCUCGACGGCAAGGUGGCCAAGAUAGAAGAAGCGAACAAUCGGAAAGGCGGAGACACCUUUUUAGUACCAAUGAACGGGGGCAUCUGGACUAUGUGCGUGUCUUUGGAAGAGGAAGAAGUUACAAUAUUAUCAAGGGCGGGUUUCCCUACGGAGCCUUUAUGCACAAAUUAUUUAGCAAAUAGUGAAGACGAGGAAGCUCGAGCAGAUUGGCAACAUCGUUUCCUGAUCGACUUCAUCAGUGGGCCGGUGUCGGUGGGUUUCACGUCAGCAGCCGCCAUCAUAAUUGCCACCACCCAAGUCAAGGACAUCCUAGGCCUCAGCUUUCCCGGGGGGAAGUUCCUACAGGUGUGGACCGGCCUUUACGAGCAUAUUGGCGAGACGAGGCUGUGGGAUACGGUGCUUGGAAUCUCCUGCAUCGUGGUGCUGCUUCUCUUGAGGAAAGUGAAGGACAUUAAAGUGGGUCCAGCGGAGGGGCCCGAUGGGCAGGACCCGGAGCCGAGACCUGACGGCAGCAGACUCAGGGUGGCCCUCGCCCAAUCUCUCUGGUUCCUCUCCACCACCAGGAACAUCCUGGUGGUGCUGGUGUGCGCCGCGCUAGCGUACUACUUCGACACCAAGAAGCAGACUCCAUUCGUGCUAACGGGCGAGGUUAAGCCCGGUCUCCCACAGUUAUCACCGCCACCAUUCUCGGCAACGGUUGGCAACCACACGUACACCUUCAUGGAGAUGGCUUCCACCCUCGGAUCCGCCAUAUUUGUUGUGCCACUGCUCUCCAUUCUCGAAAAUAUCGCUCUGGCCAAAGUCUUCUCGGAGGGAAAGUACGUGGACGCGACGCAGGAGAUGCUCGCGCUGGGCGUUUGCAACAUAGCGUCCGCGCUGGUCGAGUCGAUGCCGGUUUCGGGCGCCCUCUCGCGGGGCGCGGUCAACCACGCCUCUGGGGUCGCGACACCCGCUGGAGGACUCUACACCGGCGCGCUGGUGCUGCUUGCACUACAGUACUUCACGCCGUACUUUUUCUACAUCCCGAAAGCGUCGCUCGCGGCGGUGAUUAUAGCGGCAGUUGUGUUCAUGAUGGAACUGCACGUCUUCAAGCCCAUAUGGAGGACUAAGAAGCUGGAUAUAAUUCCGGCGGUGGUGACCUUCGCGGCGUGCCUCCUAACGCGGCUGGAGUUGGGCAUCGUCAUAGGCAUUGCCGUCAACCUUCUAUUCCUAUUGUAUGCAUCUGCGAGGCCCUCAGUACGCGUCACCAGCGCUGUUUCAAGCGACGGGGUGCCGCACGUUGUGGCGACUGUGGACCGCGCGCUCGCCUUCCCGUCGGCGGAGUUCGUGAGGCGGGCAGUGCGCAAGGCGGCCGAAAGGGACGCGAGGGCGCCACUAGUGCUGGACGCGUCGCACGUGCAGGCCGCCGACUUCACCGCCGCCAAGGGCAUAAAGUCCCUGAUCGAGGACUUCCACGCGCGCGGCCAGACGAUCAUCUUCUACAACGUGAAGCCCUCCAUCGCUGAGGUGUUCCGUGGUGUACGGCCUCGCGAGUUUCUGCACUGCUCCUGCCGCGCCGAGCUGGACAGGCUGCUAUUAGAAGCGCAGCGAAGGGCCAAGCAGCCGCUGCCCUGC
Messenger RNA from Iphiclides podalirius (scarce swallowtail), 1968 nucleotides. NCBI's taxonomy places the organism in Eukaryota, Metazoa, Arthropoda, Insecta, Lepidoptera, Papilionidae. The record is from the annotation of a GenBank genome assembly.